This is a messenger RNA of Acanthaster planci (crown-of-thorns starfish), 9363 nucleotides long. Its product is annotated as protein MON2 homolog. The record is from RefSeq and is a predicted model, not a curated record. NCBI's taxonomy places the organism in Eukaryota, Metazoa, Echinodermata, Asteroidea, Valvatida, Acanthasteridae.
AAAAUGGCCACCCCUAUCCGUGGCAAGGAACAGAUGAUUCCGUCAUAAUUUAGAGUGAGCUGCAUGAACACACAUGUACACAGCCAUGGCGGGGCGUGCAGGAGAGACAGUGGUAACAAAGCGACUGGUGGAAAACUUGCAGACGGACCUGCGCGGGCUGUCCAAUGAAAGCAAGAGAAAAUUCCCUCCUGUCAAAGAGGCAGCAGAGGCGGGCAUACUCAAGAUACGCACCAUAGCUGCCAGGAAUAAAAACGUUCUACCCGCCCUAGUAGCCUGCAGCGGGGAGAUCCUGCAGCCAUUCCUGCUGGGAUGCGACACCAAGAACCUGAAGAUUGUCCAGCUGUGUCUUGGGUCGGUCCAGCGACUCAUCACCCAUGAAGCACUCUCUGCCGCGGCUGCCAGCAACGUCAUCAACAUGCUGUGGAAUCUGAUGGAAGGCGGCAUUGAGGACCUUAAAGUGCUCCAGACGGCAGUCGUCAUUCUCACCACCAACACCAUAGUCAGGGGACCGGCACUGGCACGGGCCAUUGUAGUCUGCUUCCGGCUGCAUUUUUCUAAGGACAACACCACAAGUAACACAGCAUCUGCCAUCGUACAGCAAGUCGUCUCCAUCGUCAUGGAGAGGGUACUAGCCGAGGAUGAAGCUAACGCAGAUGGAGCGGAGUCCGACGGGGACCUUGAGCGCCUGAAAUCCAGUAACUCCAGCAACAAGGCAGCGCCCAAGUCUCUGAGACCGUGCGCCACCGACGCAUAUCUCCUCUUCCAGGACCUGUGUUACCUGUUGAAUGGAGAUUCCUCGUACUGGCUGGCCGGCGUGACAGAGAUGACGAGGACAUUUGGUCUGGAGCUCAUCGAGACGGUCCUCAAUAGCUUUCCUCAGAUCUUCUUGAGACACAAAGAGUUCAGCUUCCUCCUCAAGGAGCGGGUCUGCCCGCUGGUCAUCAAGCUUUUUUCCCCCAGCAUCAAACAUCGGCAGGGCAUCACGGCGCCCUCUCCACCCGCCACCCCGGAGAAGCCCUCCUUCCCCAUCAGCAUGCGGCUGCUCAGGGUGGUGUCGGUCCUCAUCAACAAGUACUACACGUUACUGGUCACAGAAUGCGAGAUCUUUCUGUCGCUUCUCGUCAAGUUCAUGGAGAGCGACAAGUGCAUGUGGCAACGGGUCCUGGCCCUGGAGGUCAUGUACAAACUCUGCUCCCAGCCCAAGCUGCUCAGGUGUUUCUGUCAGUGCUACGACAUGAAACUUCACUCCACCAAGGUCUUUGCCAAUAUCGUCAAUGCCCUGGGCUCGUUCAUCCAGUCCUUAUUUGUGAACCCGGUGGUGGAGAGACAGUCCAGCAUUGCAAGCGACAAGCAGAGCAAGGAAAUGGGCAGCAACUCAUCCAUGCAAUCAGGCGGCAUGGUCAGCAGCAGCGGCAUCACGCCGCACGCGGCAUUUGCCUACAAGGGAGUCUGGAUGCCGCUCCUCCCCGUCUCCAACUCAAAGCCAAUCUUUCUGGACAUGUUGGACAAGUCGGAAGCGCCCUCCAUUCCUGAGGGCUACUCCAUCUCGGCGGCCUUCGCCAGCCUGCUGGAUGUGGUCAAGGGCGUGACCACCAUCGUGACGCAGGAGAUGGAGGCGGAGGAGCGGCGGCUGCGCAACCAGGCUCGGGACCGCGCCCCGCACGUCGUCAACGACAAGGCCAAGGAUGCGAGGGAGGACAAGGAGGAGGAGGAGGGAGAGGGCCUGCUGCUGAAGAUGGACGAAGGUCUGAGGAGGCUUUGGGAGGAGAUCGUCAACUCCUCCUGGUGCGGAGUCCUGGCAGCUCUCACUCUGCUCCUCGAUGCUUGCCUGGAGGAGUCAGCUACGGAGUCCAUCCUCAAAUCCCAGGAGCUCUACGCCAGCCUGUGCGGCAAGCUGGGCCUGACUGUACCCAGGGAUGCCUUUGUGACGUCGCUGUGCAAGGCGUCCUUGCCCCCUCACUAUGCUCUGACAGUACUGAACAUUGCUGCACCGCAGACAACGUCCAGUGCACAAAGAGGGCACGUGCGUUCACACAGCCGAGACAGCCUCCUUCAGAGCAACCAGGGCCCCGAGGGGGGAAGCAGCGAGUCAGGGGAUGGGAGGAACCAGGUGGUGGCUGUGGGGACCCCUUUGGCUACCGUGGUGGGCACGCAGCAGGGACCAGUCAUGCUGACAGCCAAGAACAUCCAGUGCAUGCGAGCCAUCCUGAGCCUGGCCCACUGCCACGGCUCGGUGCUGGGCACGGCCUGGCACCUGGUGCUGACCACCCUGCAGCACCUGGUCUGGAUCCUGGGCCUCAAGCCAGCGGCCGGUGGCAGCCUGAAGGUGGCGGCGGGUGGGGCCGGCGAGACCGCACCCAACACGGUCAUCACCACGGCCGUCAUGGCUGAGCUGCCUGUGCUAUCGGCCAUGCUGUCCCGACUCUUUGAGAGCUCCCAGUACCUGGAUGAUGUGGCUUUGCAUCACCUCAUCGAUGCGCUGUGUAAGCUGUCCACGGAGGCCAUGGACAUGGCUUACUCAAAUAGGGAGCCGUCCCUCUUUGCCGUGGCCAAACUCCUGGAGACGGGCCUGGUCAACAUGUCGCGCAUGGAGGUCCUGUGGCGGCCCGUCACCGCCCACCUGCUGGAGGUGUGCGCCCACCCCCACCAGCGGAUGAGGGGUUGGGGGGCCGAGGCCGUGACAACGCUGGUCAAGGCUGCCCUGGCCCACAAGCACGAAACGCCCAUCCAUCAGAACCUGCGACUGCAGACCAUGCUGCUGGGACCCCUCCAGGAGCUGUCCUCCAUCCCCCACGCCGACAUCCGGCAGAAGCAGCUGGAGUGCGUCCACCAGCUCCUGUCCAGCAACGGGGAGACGCUGGUCCACGGCUGGCCCCUCAUGCUGGGGGUCAUCGGUGCCGUCACCGAGGACCAAGGGGAGAGCUUGAUCCGGACUGCCUUCCAGAGCUUGCAGCUGGUGGUGACAGACUUCCUUCCCAUCAUGCCUUGCUACUGCCUCCAGAUCAGCGUCACCACGGCCGCCAAGUUUGGCUUGCAGAGGGAGGAGUUGAACAUCAGCCUGACUGCCGUCGGGUUGCUGUGGAACAUCUCAGAUUACUUGUACCAGAACCGCGACAAGAUCCGGGAGGGCCUGGAGAAGGAGUCCCAAGACAUCGAGGCCCAACCUGAGGGCUGCGAGCAGCCCGUGCCGCCCUUCGACGCUGUAUGGCUGAUGCUGUACUCGCGGCUGGCCGACCUGUGUGUGGACCCGCGGCCGGCUGUGCGCAAGAGCGCUGGCCAGACGCUGUUCUCCACCAUCAGUGCCCACGGGGCCCUGCUGAAGCUGUCCACCUGGCAGAUUGUGCUGUGGCAGGUAUUGUUCCCCCUGCUCGACAAGGUCAAGAAGCUCUCGGGCACGGCAGCCCAGGAGAAAGUGGAGGAUGCAGUCAGCGGCAACAUCCUCAUCCACCACUCCCGAGACACGGCCGAGAAGCAGUGGGCAGAGACCAAGGUGCUGAGCCUGGCGGGCGUGGCCAGGGUCUUCAACACUUGGAGGCACGCCUUGCUGGCGCUAGGUGACUUUCCCCGAGCCUGGGCAUUACUCCUAGAGCACAUUGAGGCGUCGUCGCUGAGCCAGAGCAGCGAGGUGUCACUGGCAGCCCUCAAGAGCUUCCAAGAGAUCCUCCAGAUCCAGCCGGACAAGACGCCAAGGAUCCGCCCGAUGCAGCCCGCCCAGCUUGCCAAUGCCAUGGAGAAUGACCUGCAGGUCCCCGGGGAGGAGAACAUCAGCCGGAUGAACAACGGCACCCCAAGCAGGACCGAAGCCAGCAGCAGCAACAACAGCAAGCAGGGAGAGAGGGAGGCCCCGGCGGCCGCGGCCCAGCCCUGCCCGACCGACGCCCUGGUGGACGAUGCAGCCAUGUGGGCCACGGCUUGGCGGGUGUGGCACAGCAUCGGCAUUGCCAGCACCACCCCGCCCAGCUCCCGCACCGCCAGCUCACUCCCGACCCAGCCCUUCCUGACGGCGCUCGUCCAGAUAUUCCCGCCGCUCUUUGAGCACAUUAGGCCGCGGUUCGUGGCGGCUGACCUGCAGAAGCUGUGUACGGUGCUACAGUGCGCUGUGUCGGUGCCGGUACAAGCGGACGUGUCGGUCUUCAUCAUACCGUCGUUGUCAGACACCGAUCUGACACCCUUACAAGAAGCUGUGCUUCACUGUCUGUAUGUUGUCCAGCAGGCCAUUGGGGAAGGGUCAGAGGCCAUGCAGACCAUGUACCCAGCCAUCUUUGACCAGCUGCUGACCUUUGUGACGUACUCAUGCCAGGCACCCUCGUUUGGCCAGAUCGAGACCAAGGUGGUCACCAAAGCCUCUUCCAAACAGUUCGAUCGGGCAAUCUUUGAGUGGAAGGAGAAAUGGGAUAAUUAUAGAGGCACUGGUCAGUCGGACUGGGUUUCCAUGAACUAUGUACCGUUUGCCGAGAAGGCACUGGAGAUGACCACUGCACUGUACAAAAACACUGCCAGCCACACGGAGGUUGUGCGCAUGCACGUACUGCAGAACAUCCUCAAGGUGCUUCAGCUCCCCCUGGGCCUGAAGAACGCCUGUCCCUCCUCCUCCACCUGGAAGCUAGCCAUCAGCUCCCUGCUGGAGAUCCUCCCCGUGGGCCUGCCGGUUGCUCGGCAACCCGCAUCGGCGGGGCACUUCACCGAGAUGUGGCCGGAUCUGGCAGCUGCCUUGGAGCUCUUCCUGUUCUCAGACCACCCUCCUCCAAUAUCACUCUCUGUGGAGGAACAGCAGCGGGUGGAGGCCAUCGAUGUGCAGGUGGUCCAGAUGGUGCGUCAGAUAAUCUUGCCCUACUGCGCCAACACGCCGGAGUCCUUCACGGCCAGGGUCAUGACGCUGCUCAACAGGGGGUCGAUACACUCAGCCAACACAGCGAGUUUCCUUGACGUGGACAACCGACAGCUGCGGGAGGAGUUUGCCAAGGCCUGCUUCGAGACCCUGCUACAGUUCUCCUUCUUCGCCAAUGACCUAGGCAAGAUGACGGCGGACGAGGGGGGGCUGACCAAAAUGGCGCUGUCGGCCCUGCUGCAGCGCUGCCAGGAGGUGCUGCAGAAGUACGUGGAAGACGAGCGGCUCAGUGGCAAGUGCCCGCUUCCAAGAUCCAGGAUGGCGGAGAUGUCCUUUGUCUUGCAAGCCAUCACCACCCUGAUACAUUCCCUCAAGAAAGCAAACAGCAGCAACGUGGACCAAUCCACAUGGGCCCAGGUGAUUGACCUCUACCCCUAUCUGGUGGACUGUACCACUUGUACCUCAUCACAGGUGUGCAAUGCACUCAAGGAAGCCCUCAGCCAGUACCAAGACCUCCUGGUUGCCCCUAGCAACAGGCUUGUCAACGGCACGUGAGAAUGUUUAGUUCUCUCCAAAACAAAAGAACAAACCAACAAAUCAGAAAGUGGAAUAGAUAUUUGUAAAUAUUUAUCUAUUUUUAAGAGAUUUGGCUUGAAUUAGAUUAACAAGCCUGAUGUUAUUGAGCCAGAUUGUACCGAGAUUUCCUCCUGAUUGUCCAUGUGAACAACCUCAAUCGACUUUGAGGAAUCAUCUUAAAUGGAAGGAUUCGGAACGCACUGUCAGGGUUGAUUUAUGGGUAAAAAUUAAUGUCAACGGUAUAUGUUAGCGGUAAUUCGGAAGAGGAAUUUCCCCUUUAUUUUGCAACUCUGUAAAAAAAACCGGUCCCCAAAAGCAAGUUAAGGGGAACCAAAUAAGUGUUCCUCACCCCUCCUCCUGGAUAACCCCGCCCCUAGGAGGGAUCAAUCGAGGGAGUGUUACACUCCAUUAAUUUUCCUAACGCCCUCAAAAACUUGUGUAUGAAGCCUCCAGAGACUCAAGUGGCCAGGAAAAACUUACUGACUGCGCGCAGCAAGCUCACAAGAACAUGUUGUGUGAGGGACACAGUGUAAGCGUGCACUGGUUUGCAUGCGGUCAGAGCUGAAUGCACAAAGUUCUCAUCCGAGAGUGUGUACAUACUGCCGUAGUAGUUGUUGGAAUACCACGCGUUGAAACAGAGACGGUUUGGAGACCCCAAACCCCGAUCCUGAUUUUCCUAACGAGAGAUUGCCCCCCCCCUCAAUGCAGGAAUGGCCCGAGCACAAACACCUGUACGUUUCUUCUGUCACGUGUCACGCAAUAGUUAUUGUGAGGACCAACAAUAUUGUGGGGAUGCGCGAAGCCCUCACAAGAGAGUCGGAAUUUUUCCUUACAGUAAAAACCUGCCCCAUGUAUCGCAGUUCCCUGUCAUGACGGCAUUAGACAGGAACACUGCUGAGCGCAGCAACAUGAUGGUAGUGGCACUCAUUGAGCAUGUUCAGUAUUCCAACAGCACAUGCACAAAGUGAAACGUGCCGUAGGUCAUUCAAGAACAUCAAUAGGCGCGCCCGUAUCCUCUUGCAUGUGAAAUUUGAAAGCUUUUUCUUAAAGCCGAAGUCUUGGGCUCCAGGGCACAUGGUCUUUCCAGGUGCCUGUGCUAUUAUGUAAAGAUCACAGAAACAAAUGUCCAGAAAAUGGAUAACUGGUAAAAGAAAGCAUCCCAUUGCAGUUGAGUCUUCAGCUUUUGCGGAGUUGAGGAAAUUGGACGUUUUAUAUUUGAAGUCAGUGGAAUGCGUUUUAUUAUUAUUGCGUAACUCUGAAUUUCCUUUGUUAUCAGAUGUAAAUAGACAACACUUCUACCUUUGAAAAAAAAAAUUUGAGUUUUGAUUGCCACAGGUUUUGUCCCUACCCAGAUGGUAAUGGCAUUAUUCUUAUUCUUUCUUGUUUGAUAUUUGGAGCUUUAAAAAGAACCCCAGUCACUGGGUGGCCCUUUGUUGUGCAAUGUGCGGUGUAACGUGACAGUGGCAUGACUAACCGUCUACAGUGUAUAUAGUCAAAUGGUGCAGCCUAGCAACAGCCUUGAUUUGUGUGACCUUGAUUGUUACGCCAAACGGUUCCCAGCUCUAGCACUCCCACAUGCCUGAAAGCCGGAGGGAAAAUGUCAAGUUUGUGAUUUUUGACUUUUGAUACUCGUUUUGAAAGGAAAGGGACGAGAAAUAAAUGCUUUCCAGCACAGCAUGAAAUCUGACUCACAUGAACGUCCGUGAACUUGAUGAAAGUCAGCUCCUUUGUCCGUAAAAUGCGAACCUUGCUGUCUGCUUUAAAAACAGAAACUCGCACUAACACUUGUAUUGUGAGCAAAAAGAUGGCAUCAAAAUUACUGCUGAACUUCUUGAUUUUCACCUCUGGACCAAUUUUCUGACCAAUAACACAGUUCAACAUCUAACCACCGCAUCACUCAAAUGAAAAUGGCUACUUGUCCCCUUUGUUUCCAAAAUGGUAGUUAUACAUGCAGUUUGGAAGAUUUUGUAAAUGUUCCACCCUGUAGCCAUAUCCACCUUUUCGUGGAAUUGUCUACAAAACAAGGAAACACCCACACCGUCUAUAACAUGGCUGUCUGUUUAACACAGAGCAGUGUCAGCUGUCAGAACUGUCGGUGAUUGUCAGAACCACUCAGCACGGUAGAAUCCUACUUGGCAAAAAAGGUCACCAGUUGAAAUGGCUCAUAAGUUGUAGUGAUUCCUCCUGGCCCCUGGUGAACAGUGAGUAAGGCCUAGGGUUCUGUUAUUGUUGGGCCCAACUCAAACACACAGUGGCUACUCUGCCUUACUAAAAAUCCAUUGCUUGAAAGUGGCUCGAAGAAAAAAUACCAUAAUCAUCAUAUUACUUUUCAGUUGGUCACUGCUCAAAUAUCUCAUGCCUUGAGGUUCUGUUUUUGGUUUCCGCGUUUCUCCUCAAGUACCAACAGUUAAAAUUAAAAUGUCUGUUAACCAAAUCAUGUGAUUCGCCAUCAUGGAUUUUAAAUGCAUGGCAUUCAGGGUUUUGGGAGGCUCUUUAGCAUCUGGAAAUUGUUACACAAAAGGACUCUGAACACAACUACCUAUGUUAUAUUUUUUUCCGGAAGGGAGGAGGUUGAAGGACUUGGUUCUUUUGUUGGAUGGUGUUUUUUUUGUCCAUGAGUCAAUCUGAAACACGCAGCAGGUGCGAUCGGGAGGGGGGGUGUGCUGGAGGACUUUACCAGGCCCCUUUUGGCAAACGUCCCUGUUCUGCUUGAAGCAGGAAAUUACAUUAGGAAAUAACGGGACAGUCCCACAAGGAAGUAGUAAUAUGUCCACAAUGUGUUGUCCAUUUCCUUCUGUUGUCGUGUGGCAAUCCACAGCAGUCAUUUGGGUGUGCUGAAAUUCAAUUUCCUCACGAGAAAAACAUUCAGGAAAAAAAAAGCCGCUUCCUUUUGUGGUCCAAAUUUCAAAUUCCACGGUGAAAAUGGUAGGGCAAGACUUUAUUGGAUCAAAAUCUUUGCCCCCCCAAAAAAAAGAUUAUACAAUGUUCAGGGUUUUGGGUUUUUUUACCAGAUUUUCUGCAGCCCUGAAGUUUGUUCCAAGGUCUUUUAUCCCAACUGUGACAUACCUACUGUACUAGCCAAUCUUCCAAACAUUGUACAGCCACCCUCAUGGAAUCUUUAAAGUCAUUUUGUAUAAUCUGAAGAAAUGGCAAGAGAGACAUAGCUGUAACGGUAAAAACUGAAUGGGUCUUGCCCUCCAAAGCAAGUUGUGGGUAUUCAUCCUCUAGGUUGUGAUGUUGAAAAGGUUUCAAAAUUAAUCACCAAUUCCACUUUAAUCUGUUAAAAAAACAUCUGCUGAGCCCCCGUCCCCAUUUAGGAAAGAUAUAGGGGUGUAAAUGGCAGAAGCAUUACUGAUUAAUAGUCCCAACAGUCCUAAAUCCUCCGAUUUUAACAUGAUUUUUACAUACACCCUAGGGGGUUGGGGUUGAUCUUUAUUUUGGCAUUAAAAAGUUGCGCCUUCCCUCCUUCGCCUAACAAAAUAGAUCAUUAAUGUGAAAAUCCUGCUUCAUCUGUAAUUUGUUCAUCCUGUAAAAUGGAAGGUGUGUAGUUACUCAUGUACAUGUAUAUUGUAAAUUUGUGCACCAAAUCUGAAUCUCAGAUCAGUUGUGAUCAGUUUCUUUUUCUCACCUUUUGUAAAUCAGUUUACGUGAUUUGUAAAUUUUUUUGUACAGUUUUGCCAGUUUUUGAGGAAGUCUUAUUCUCUGAAGGACUGUACUCUAAGCAAAUAGAAUUCUUUCUUUGUUAAAUUUCUAUACACUUGUAGUUCGGAGAAUUAUUUAUUUACACAUUAAUCAGAAUAUUUAAAAGGAAAAAACUGGUGAGCUUGUUCUUGGGAUGUAGCAGGUUGAUCAAUACCCAGAUUUUGGGGUAAUGUGCUUUGGGAUGUCAGAAAUAGUGUACAGAACAGAAAUGUAUAUGAACACUACAUUUAUGAAUAAAUUAUUUACUCAUACAAAAA